AAUGCAAGGCAAGCCAGCGCCAGCCCACGGCCAAGUGAUUAAGCUCAACAUCGUCAUCAGUCAUCAUGCCCAACAAUUUAGGGUGGACAAAAUAAAAUCCUAGAAUUUUUAUUUGAACGUCUUUACAUUUAUAUAACAAUACAUUCCCAAAUUUAAGAUGAUCUCGACUCAAGCCCGAUCUCGAUCUCAUUAUGGACAUACCGUACCUGUUGCCUAGUAGAAGUUCGGCUCCUUCAAUCAUACUGUCUGUCUGGAUCUCUGUACAGUGUCAGCCUCUGCCCUAUAGCUGUGCGCCUGGCCGGCCGGCGCGGCGCGGCCUGCGCCUACCGCCUGGCCUGCGCUGGCUGGCGCGGCUUGAGAAAGGAUCGAUGAGAUUAUUUCUGGCUGAUUGAUUCUUGCGCAAUUCAAAAUGGAAUCUGCCUGUCUGACCGGAAUGAAUGAAAGUUGCAACUCGCUAUAUGCAGAUGGAAGUACAUUCCUGACUGAACUAGAGGUACUGCAAGAAAUAUGUGAAGAGGAAAUAGUUUACAACAAAAAACCUAAUUCUGCAGAAGUAUGUAUUACCAUCCACCCUGCUACAGCUGGGAACAAGGAUGCUCAGUUUGUGUGUCUUUCCCUUGUCAUUUUAGUAACAUCUGAGUACCCUGAUGUUCCUGCAAACUUCCAAUUCAGAAACCCUAGGGGGUUGUCAGAGGAUGAAAUUGAAAGGAUAUCAGGAGAUUUGAAGACACUUGCUGAAGAGAAGAGAGGAAAUGAGAUGAUGUACGAUCUUAUACAGACUGCUAAAGAUUCCUUGACUGAGAAUAACUCACCUAGCUUGCCUUGUACCAUAUGUCAGUGCCAAUUUGAGGAAAGUGAAGUCUUCACCAAGACUUCAUGCUACCACUACUUUCACAAUUUUUGCCUUGCUAAGCUCCUUCAACAUUCAGUGGAAAAUGAGGAAGAAGAGCCCAAAUGCCCUGUCUGCAGAGAAGCCCUUGAAGACACACUCCUAGAGAAGCUGCAGGAUGCUCCAGAACCAAACUAUGAUGAUUGUCCUGAUAUUGAAAUGACACCAGAGUUGCGCCAGUGGCAAGAGGAGAUGAAAGUCGGGUUCGAUCGCCAGAAAGCAAAGGGAGGCCAAAUUGAUAUAGAGGCAGAAAGCAAUAAACAUCUUAUCAGCAUUAGACAUGUUCCUAAUGUGUCAAUAGAUGAUAUGGUUUCCCAGCAACUCAGGAGUUCAUCACCUUCUGCAACAGCUGCAAUUGUUGCAAAGACAUCCCAAGACAACUCCAAGUCUGCUGCAUCACACCCUGAGACAAAGCCCAGAGAUGGAAAACCUGUUUUUGUCCAUAACAAACAUCAUAGUCGACGAGGAGGACAUGACAGUCAUCACCAGGGCUCAAGAGGUCUUGGUGAGGGAAGGGGUCAUCAUAGGUCACAUCCGAGAGGACCGCGACAUUCCGGGAGGGAUGAGAGGCCAGGAUCAAGUAGAGGUCAUCAGAAAUCUGAUCAAAGAAGGACUGGUGAUAGAGAUAGACAAGUGGAAAGAAGAGGGAAUAAUGGACAGAAAGAAGGUGAAAGGAGAGGGGAGAGGUGGACAUCCAAGGUAAAACAGUCAAAUGAAUCAAAAGAAGAUAGUGACAAAGUCAUAAAACAGAAGGAAGAGGAGAUUGGUGAUCAACUGAGGAGCAAGUUUGAGAAGAGAAACAGUGGAGGACAGGCACCAUCAGCCUCUGAAUCCAAAGAGACUAUGGAGGGCCAUCUUGAGGGUGUUGAUGAGAAAGACUUACUUAAGAAGAGAGAUGUAGCUGGGGAGGAAGGAGAAACAAAGGUAUCAUCAGAAGCAGAAACAAAGAAAUUAAAGGAUGUUGAGAUUGAACAAGAAAGGACAAGUACAGGGAAGGAUACUCAAAGGAAAGAAAACCAAAGUGGCAAUGACAUGAAAGCAAUAAGAAACAGGGAACACAGAAAUAAUUACCAUCAUAGAAAUUAUGAUCAUAGGAAAGAUGGUCAUAGAUCUGAUCAUGGUCAAAAUCGUAGGAGGCCUGCCAGAUCUGAUCAUUCAGAUGGAGGCUCCCUAAGAGAGGAUUCUGUUGAAAGACAGGGUGAGGAUCCAAGGUCUGGAUAUAAGGAGAGGGGAGGGAGAACAGGGAGAGGCCAUGGUAGUGCAAGGGGAGGGGCACGGAGGGGUGGUUCUGCACAAGACAUGGGGAGGGGUGCUGAUAGAGCAGGGUCAGGUCGGACUGUAGUUUGAAAUAUUUUUUUUUGGUUCAAUUAUAUCUGCUAUUUUUUUUCAAAUCAAAUAAAAUCAUAAAAAUUUACAAAUAAUAAUAAUAAAGAAAAAAGUGACAAGAACCACUUUUCUUUUUAUUAGAAGACUAUAUUAUAAAUAACCAACGUGAUCUUCAUGAUUAUGUCCAGGAAAGCACAAAUCCUGAGCACAAUUCAAACUCGUAUUUUCAUGGGAAGGUGACUCCCCCUUUCAAGGACCUGCAAUCAGGAACUGGCUCUAUAUCCACCUUUUUAGAGGGAUUGCAAUAUGUUGACCUGUGUGUGCAGAUUAUGUUCCUCUGAUGAAGGUAAAUAUAUGUGCCUAAAUGACUGUAGUAGGGCCCAGACUUGUAAGGUAUUGAACUUAAUUCGAAUUGAUUAAUCACUAUUGAUCUUCACCUUCCAUUCUUUAUCAGUAAUUUAUGAAUGACAGAAUACGUUUAACAUAUUUUUUAAAUCCCAGUUUGAUUAAAUUUUAAUAAUUUUGGUUCAACUCAUUAUAUUUUGAUUGAUAGAUUGAUAUCUUAUCGUGAUGGUUGAAUAUGCGCUAUAUAGUGAUCAUGAAUGAUAUAUUAUUAGGUCAUGCUACAUAGUAAGCAGGAUAACCAUGAAAAGCAUGCCAACAAAAAUUUCAGUGGAGUCAUGAUGUUUAAUUUAAUAAAAUAAAGUUAUAUCCAGACUGAGAGAGAGAGAAAAAAAGAGAAUUACAUCAGGAAAUAUCAGCCCACCUGGCUAACAAAAGAUUGGUUUUUAUUCAGGCUAUUUCAGCCAUUCACCAGAAAGACAUUCUCUAUAGUAUAAAAAAUACAGACAUGGGUCCCAUUUCGACUUAUUAUAAUAACAAAUGUACAAUUUCUAUAACAACUCUACUAUCAGCCAAUCAAAUUGAAUGAUUUCAGUAGAUAUAAAUUGUUCAUUCGAAUUUGCUUUUAUAACAAGUUUUAUGAAAUAGUCCCCCUUUUUCCCUUCAAUUUCUCUUUAUACUGCAGCCUGCAGUUAUUAUAAAGGGAAUUCCAAUUCUUCAUGACCUGUAGUGGUUAAUUGUAACUUAACUGAUAUACAACAAUAAAGACAAGUUUAAAGUCCCAAUCAAAUGUUUUUUUUAAUGUUGCAGUUUCCACUGUAAAGAUUGCUUGAUAUGCAUAUGAGUUAGGACUGCCAGUGGUGGAAAAUAUUUUUCUGUCUAUUUCUUUAUUCAUUUAUUAUAUUAAGUUCAAUAUGAAUGACUGAUUUAGCGUGAUUUGCUAAUGAUAAUGAUAUUUAGUAUUGAGACUCCUGAUAUACAAAUACAAAUAUUUAGACUUGCAUGGGCACAUAUAACUAAAUAAAAGAAUUUGUCUAAACUCCCAUGCAGGAAUCCCACGUGUCACAUUUCAUGACUAAUCCUCAUGUUUUACUCUCUGAUAAAACAUGAUGGAAUUUAGCUAUGAUCUGUAGCAGAAUCCCUGCUUUAAAACAUGGCUCAGAUUUUUAGCAAAAUUCCUUGUCUGUGUUUAUCAGAAGACAAGUUUAUUAGUGUCAUCAUGAGCUGAAUAUGAUUUUAUUUCUAAUUACAUGAUUGAUAUAUACCCAUUGAAGAUAUGUGCUUUAUUUUUU
Molecule: messenger RNA, 3849 nt
Organism: Lytechinus pictus (painted urchin)
Lineage: Eukaryota; Metazoa; Echinodermata; Echinoidea; Temnopleuroida; Toxopneustidae
Product: E3 ubiquitin-protein ligase RNF25-like
Exons: 10
Coding region: 410-2236 (608 amino acids)
Biological process (GO): protein ubiquitination
Cellular component (GO): nucleus
Molecular function (GO): protein binding; ubiquitin protein ligase activity
Source: RefSeq, a predicted model, not a curated record